AUGCGUGAGGAUGACCUCGAUGAUGAGGUCCCGGAGGACGAUGACCCGAAGUGCCCCACGAUCCCUUUCAAGGCGAUGGAGAAGAUCCGGUACCGGCGCAAGUGGCGAUCGGCACUGAUUAUUAAGGUCUUGGGGCAGACGUUUCCUUUCCAGGCAAUUUCUCGCAGGCUAGAAUCGAUUUGGGCUAAGCAUGGCGCCAUCCAAGUUGCUAGCAUGUCUUGGGGAUUCUACGCCGUGCGGUUCAUGAGCGAGAUGGACUACGUGCAAGCGGCGGAUGGUGGCCCAUGGACGAUCGGUGGACAUUACAUCACUGUUCGACCUUGGCGAAAAGGUUUCGACCCCCGAACAGUUGAGGUAGCAAGAACUAUGGUUUGGGCACGUUUCCCGGGGCUUCCCAUUGAGUUCAUUAACCGAUAG
Molecule: messenger RNA, 417 nt
Organism: Linum trigynum
Lineage: Eukaryota; Viridiplantae; Streptophyta; Magnoliopsida; Malpighiales; Linaceae
Source: the annotation of a GenBank genome assembly